Messenger RNA from Penicillium alfredii, 1857 nucleotides. It is a transcript of the gene fbx15, whose product is annotated as F-box domain protein. The transcript is spliced from 2 exons. Gene Ontology annotation, molecular function: protein binding. Bases 1 to 1857 code for a protein of 618 amino acids. The record is from RefSeq and is a predicted model, not a curated record. NCBI's taxonomy places the organism in Eukaryota, Fungi, Ascomycota, Eurotiomycetes, Eurotiales, Aspergillaceae.
AUGUCCCCUCAGCUGGACUCGCUGCCCUUCGAUGUGUUCUAUCAGAUCGCGAACUCGCUGGACGACUGCGAUGCCAUCAGCUUGAGUCGCACGAACCGCUCUCUCCAUUCUCUGAUGGACAGCGACCUAAUUGCGCGCAAAACUGUCGAGAAUAUCUUGCGUUACAGCAAAGAAGGCCAGUCUGCUCUGGCGGCUCAAUCCGGCUACCGCAAGGCCGUCGGGCAUCGGGUGGCCAUCCAUGAGGCGGUGGCCACUGCCGCCCCGUAUGCCGUGUCCGUCUUGGCUUAUGGGGCCGAUUUUCUCUACCAUCAAGGCUAUCUAUGCUAUCGAGUCGGGCAAGAAAUUCGGCUGCUGGACGUGCACCACGGGCGCCGCGUCGAGCGCGUCCUGAAUCUCUGCGAGGUCCACCCCCGUCUUCUGGACGGUCAGCCGGGCACGGACCAGAAGGUCCGCGUGUCUCUCCUCCAUUACGCGGACGACAUCCUGGUGUUCCGCGUGUCGGGACUGACCCAUGAUGACUCGCUGCUUGCUAUCGACAUGGAGCCGCGCUCCGACCAUCUCCGCCGGCGCCGUUUGCUCCUUCAGCGCUCCUUGCCGGCUGCGGCGCCCAUUUUUGUGCGCCAUAGCCGCUCCUACAUCUGGUACGGCACUUUUACUGCCGUCGAUGGCUCCGAUGGCGUAUGGUCUGUCUGUGGCGUAGAUCUGGCAACUAUGCAGUCAAUCGAGUUUCCCCUGGACCGCGUCGUUGAUGGUGAUCUGGGUCAGACCCUCUGCUUCGAAAUGCACCAGGACCACUUGUAUGCAGUCUCGACCCAGGUCGCGUCAGACGAAGACGAGGAGCUCUCCUCAUUCUACCAUUGGCUCUGCCACGCGCCGCGUCAUCGCAGCCAGAAGUGGAGCGGCCGCCUCUGGCGCCGCGAGCACCGCGAAGGCCCCAUCAAUGAGAUGUGGACCGAUCUCUCCAUUCGCACCGACGAGGCCACCGGCCGCCCCGUCAUUCUGGAGUGUCGACGUGAAUGGCGUCAUGGCAGGAGUGAAAAUCACCGCACUUACUACACCCAGCCGCUGCCUGUGCCGCAAGAGGCCUGGGCAGCACCUUCGGACGCUGUGGGAAACUGUCCGCCUCGAGAACAGGUGAAUCACAACCCCAAGGAUAGUGUCGCGGCUCGCCGGCCCUAUGACCAGUGGCCCGAGAAACGCCUGCGUCGCCAUUACCACGCCGAGUACGAGCCGGGCGCCGACACCGCACCGCGGCAGGAAUUCAUUGCCGCGCGUACCAAGCACCGCAACUACCAUCUCGCCGCCUCGACCUUUCUAGAUCUGGUCAACGACCCCGCCCCUCACGCCGACGGUGUGCGUUCUCACGAUCGCCUGCGCCUGCGGACAGUCUCCCGGAAGCGCAAGUGUCCGAUCGACGAAGAAGGUGCCGAAGGACCGCGCGGCUUGCUCUUCCAACCGACGCAGUUUGGUUCAGACGGUCGUCCGGUCGAAGGUUCUGAAGAGCGCUUUGAUUCUCGCGGCGUGUGUCUAUGGCCUCCGGAUGAUGCUCCCCCGGCUCUCCAUCAUCUGCUCUGUCCUGAUUCCCGCACCGCCUCCAUCUGUGCCGUCUCUGACGAGCGCUCGCUCAUAUAUUCUGUCCCAUCACCGGGUGUGCCUAAAGACCAUCAAGCUCUUAUACUUAUCAGCUUUGAUCCCUCCCUCCACCUGCCCACCCUCAAUUCCCUUUCUUCCCUCGAUACGGCGAACGAGCCUCCAUCUCCUCCGACCCCGCCGCCUCCAUAUACCUUCUCUCGCGACGUUGUGCGUGAAGCACCGGCCUAUUACCUUACCAUCCAACACGGAUACAGGCUACGCUGA